UGGAGCUUUGACUCAAUCCAGGAAGAGGAGCAGCUCUGUGGAUCUGAACUUUGCUCACCGCAGAAUCCUGAUCAUACGACCUCCGAUACAACAGGUGGCGCCAUAUACCAUGACGUCCCGCUUUAUUCUGAAGGACUCCAGCCGGAAAUGUCUUUGUUGUUGGCAAAACAGAAGCCAGCGAGGCUGACGGAAGCCAACGGCUCGCGGGCAUUAACAGAGUUGAAAUGGUAGAGUAGCAAAUGGCUAAUGUCACUGACGUCUGUCUGAGGCAGUCGGAGAGGAGACGUUCAGCUGACGCAGACAUUUGUCCUCUGGAGUCUAAAUCUUUGAGGACAGAUGGAGAGACCAUCCUUUUCAGACUGAACAGGAAAUCAGGAUCCACCCCUCACACGGGAAGUUUCACUGUGGACAGACAGGAAGAGGAGAGGACAUCUGUCACAGGUGGAGGAAUGAUGGGAGAGAAGGCGGUCGCCACGGAGACCAGCGAGUCAAGUGAGGAUGAACUGGGACGGCUGGACAUCGACCUGGACAGGAAGUCCAAACAGCAUAACCUGACAUCCAGCAACGUGCGAGCCAUCCUGCACGAGGUGAUUACCCAUGAGCGUGUGGUGGCCAUGAUGAAAGCUGCCAUCAGAGACACUCAGGACCUGCCCAUGUUUGAGCCAAAGAUGACUCGGUCCAGACUGAAGCAGGCUGUCCAGCAGGGACAGCCACUGAACUGGAAUCUGUCAGCAGUGAACACAUCUGCAGUCAAGCCUCCUCAGUUUGUUGACAUUGACCUUGAGGAGGAUGAAGACUCAUCAGAUGAAGAGUAUUGUCCUGAUGAGGAAGAGGAGGAGGACACAGCUGAGGAGACCUUCCUCAGUGAUGCAGACAGCUUGGCUUCCCCUCCCAGAAUGCAUCAGGGAUCUCUGCCCAAACGUCUGGAAAUCCAGGGGACCGAUGAAUCCCUACAGGGAUCUCCAGGUCGCCUGGGCGAACAGGUGACGACCUGCACCUGUGCUCCUCAGCUGCUCCCCACUGCUCCUGAGACAUCCUUUUUGGAGAGACUGAAUGCUGUGGAAGAGGAGCUGGACUGUAGCCCAGCCUACACCUUUAACCAGUGUCUGGACAGGAAGGCUGAUGAUGACGAUGAUGGCGGUGGUGCUGAGGGCUCUAGCUGUUUGGCGUACCGCACACGCUCCAAACUUCGCCUGGUUAACGUUCCUUUGGGUCAGCUGGAGGCGGAGCUUCUGCCUCCUGAUAUUACAGCUGACAUGUACGAUCAGAGCGCCGCCCAGUGCGAGGAGGAUCCUCACUGGACCAAGUGGCUGCAGGGUCUCAUGGCCCCCGACAACGAAGAGGAAGCUGAUGAUGAUGACGAUCCAGAGUACAAUUUCCUGGAAGACCUGGAUGAACCAGACCUCGAGGACUACAGGACGGACCGGGCUGUCCAGAUCACCAAGAAGGAAGUGAACGAGCUGCUGGAUGAGCUCUUUGACACACUCCAGGAAGAGGAGCAGGAGGAGGAGCCGGAGGCCCCGCCACAGCCUGGACCCAAAUUUAACGUCCCCCAGGCUUUACGUUUUGAGGCGCCGUUAGCCAGCAUGUUAACGGAGCGACGGCGGACGGUCAGGAAACAGUACGAGGCUCUGCAGCAGAGGAGAGCCCUGCAAGACACGACCAAUCAUCACCGCGACAACGCGAACCUGAAGGAAACUCCCAGCCCGCAACCCGACACCGUGGCUCACGUAGUCGUGCUGCCGAGCCGGGUCUGCCCCACCCUCCACCUGGACUACACCCAGAAACUGCAGCUGCAGCAGCAGAUCCAGCAGCAUGUGCAGCUGCUGACUCAGGUUCACCUGCUGUGCCGCCGCGUGGAAGCUUUGAACCAUGAAGCCUCCAUCACCAAACACUACCUGGAGGAGCUGCAGCACUUUGCCAGCCGUCAGGAGGAGGUUUUUCUCCACAGCAGUUUCAGAGUGUGUAACCUGCAGGGGGCUCUGGACCUUCUGCAGGAGGUGGAGCAAAGAGCAGAGCCUCCUCCUGCUCCUCCUGCUCCUGCUGCCUCCAGACGCUGGCUCCCCAGGAUGACUCCUGCUACAAACAGCCACGCCUUCCCUCUGCUGCCCCUCGACACUGCCUGGCUGUUCGCCACUCGACCCGUCUUCCUCUAUUCAGAACUACUUCCUGUCUGCAGCCUGGACCACAGUAGACACCACCGCAGUGUUUACACUCCGGGAGAGAACAGCUUGAUCGUUUUGGGUCUGAAGCACUUUGAGGGGACGCUCCAGUCGGAUCAGCUGAUCAGCUCUUACCUGCUCUGUAAGACUCGAUGGAGCAUCAGGAAGCACAUCCGAGAGAUGAGCGGGCCAAGAGCGCCAGCCAACAAUGUUAUCAAGACCUUCCUGACGCAACGAGUCGUCCCCCUGCUGCCCCUCGCCUGCAGCAGAGUCCGGCCGGGAGACCUGCGCCCCCCAGUGGACAGAAACACGUCCAACAUGCCAAACUGGCUGAAGAACAGUCAGCAGAUCAUCCAGAAGACCCGACUUAACUCCAGCUGUUUCGCCCCCUCGCUCCCCCCAGGCUGCACCCUUAGGCUCCACCCUCAAUGGCUGAACAAGUCCCGCCCUACACCUCCACCCCACAGACGAUUCUUCACUCUGGCUCACAAUGCAUCUCUGCUGCCGCUCGCCAAAGCCCCGCCAGACAGACAGGUGGACUCAUUGGUAGAUAGACAGACAACGACACAAGUAGAAAGACGGGUGGACAUGCAGCCAGUCAGCUGUCUUUCCCCUCCAGGUGUCCAGAGUACAUCCAGUCAUACAGUCCCCGUCCACACCGUCUGUGCUGACAUCAUCCAGCCCUGCCUUCCCUUUGGCCACACGAUGCACCAGAAUGUUUCUGGGCAACAAGACAGUGUCCCUACCCCCCUUGUCCCUCCACUCUCCGUCCUGACCAACCCUGACUCUACAAAUCCCAUAAUGCCUUGCAUAGCUGCCCCUGUGAAGCCAGGUUACUUCCUUCUCCAAAUGAUGUGGACACCACCAGUUCCACCCACAGCUUCACCCACCGUCACCCCCCAACAUGCUCUGGGGCAGAAGAUCCACCGACCAAUCAAAGAAGAGAAGGAGAAGAAUGUGCUGAUGUCCACACCUUCACUGCAGGAGGAGAGACAAGAGGAGCAGGAGCAGAACUCAGCCUCGCCAUCAACACUGAGCCCUCUGUCCUCAUGUGCAGGAGAGAAGGAGGAGGACGAGAAGGAGAACUGGACCCUUCUGGGGGUUGUUAGUUUGAAUGGAGGAGAAAAGGCUGGUGGAGAGGAGGAACUGGGGAGAGAGGGAGGAGGAGCAGCAGGUGGUGGAGAGGAGGAACCAGGCGGAGGAGCAGAGGGGGAGCAGGGAGGAGAUGGGGGGGAGGAGGAGGAGGAGGGACAGAGGGAGCAUGGGGGAGGAGAGAGGGAAGAGGAUGGAGAGAAAGAUAAGGAUGAAGAUCAGGACCGGCAGGGCGAGGAAGAGGAGGAGGAAGACUUCGACGACCUCACGCAGGAUGAAGACGAGGAGGAAGUGAUGUCAUCAGCGUCAGAGGAGUCGGUGCUGUCUGUUCCAGAGUUACAGGAGACCAUGAAGCAGCUGACAUGGCUGGCGGCGGAGCGGCGACUCUGUGCAGACGGAGACUCGGAGGAGGAGCACUCUCCGACCUCCCCCGGCUCGCAGGAAGAGGAAGAGGAGGAGGAAGAGGAAGGGCCUAAAGGUGAGGAGUCAGGAGAGGGGAGGAGCAGUAAGGAGGGACGAGACGAGGAGACGCCAUCAGGAGAGGGGACGCCCAGAGGAGGAGGGCGAUGUCCUGGACGAGGACGAGGUCGAAGCCGACCUCUUCGCGGCCUGAGGAGGAGCCGUCAGGAGCGCCACAGUAAGGACGCCGCUAAACUGUUACUGCUGUAUGACGAAAACAUCCUGGACAACGACCCGCACAGAGAGAGCAAAGACGUGGCCUUCGCUCAGAGUUACCUCAACAGGGUGCGUGAAGCGCUGCAGGACGUACCUGGGCAGGUGGAGGAAUUUGUGUCUCUGUUACAUGAGUUCGAGCAGGCGGGAGAAGGACAGGAAGUGACGUCGCUGUUCAGGAAGCUGCGCAACAUCCUUGGCGACCGGACAGACCUCCUUCGGGACUUCGCUGCGUUCCUGCAUCCUGAGCAGGCGCUGCAGUGUGGACUGUUUGAGGAGCAGCAGGCGUUUGAACGCAGCCGGCGGUUCCUGCGACAGUUGGAGAUCAGUUUUGGGGACAACCCAUCACAUUAUCAGAAGAUCAUCAAAGCUCUGCAAACCGGCCCAGACCCGAGUCCAACCAGCAUCCACGAGCUGAAAGCUCAGAUGGCAACGCUGCUGAAAGGCCACACACAUCUUCAGGCUGAGUUUUGGGUGUUUUUUGAGGAGCUCCGCCCACUUGCAGCUCGCCCAGGACAGUUUGAAGAAGCUCAUUGGCCCGAGGACGGAGGCGGCGGGUCAGAUGGUGGAGAGGGUGUCAGCACGGUGUCGGGGGGCGGAGCCACCAGCGGCUUUGAGGAAGUGACGCUGCCAGAGCUUGAGGAGGAAGAGGAGGGGCAUAAGAUCCAACCAAUGACAAGCCGCCGCAAGAGGAGGAAGAUGGACGCUCAUAUAAACUACAAGGACUGUGAUUGGGCCGAUAAAGACUGGCCCUGCCUCUGUCAUGGUGCAAAGAUCCGCAGACACAGGAGGAAAGGAUGCUCUCGCUGCCACGGCAACAAGACCUCUGGGGGCGUGUCCAGGGCCAUGAAGAGCCUGGACCCCGUGUACUCACAGUUAAGCUCCAAUCACGAUGAACCAGGUGACAAAGACCUGGACUUAAAGGGGGACCAUGACAGCCCACAGCCAGAUCAACGCAGUGCAUCGUGGGAAGGCUCAUUCCCUCUGACUGAUGAGAAAGACGAGGAGGAGCUGGAAGAUGAGGAGGAUGAUGAAGAUGAAGAGGAGAGGAAGAACAGUGAGAGAAAGAGGAGCAGGAGCACCACCUCCUCUUCCUCACCCUCUGUGACCUCCUCCAUGAUCCCCCAUACCUCUGCCUCCGCCUUUUCUGCUGCUUCCUCCAUCCUUACUCCUACCACAACCGCCUCCCCUGCCUCUCCCACUAUCUCCUCCUCCAUCGCCUACUCCUCUUCCUCCAUCUCUCCAUCAGUCUGCAGCUCCUCCUCUGCUCCUCCUCGGCCCAGUCCUCCUCCUGAGCUCCCGGUCUGUGCCAAAAACAUUUCUCUGACAGCAAGCGGAGAGAAAGUCAUCCUCUGGACCAGAGAAGCAGAUCGAGUCAUCCUGACCACAUGUCAGCAGGAAGGAGCCAAUCAGAACACUUUCCAGGCCAUUUCUACUCUGCUCGGCAACAAGACCCCUAGUGAGGUUUCUCGUCGCUUUCGCGAUUUGAUGCGUUUAUUUCGGACGGCUGCUCGUCAGACCAGCUCAGAGGAUGAGGCUCCACCCACUGAGCCGACUGCAGCCAAUGAGGAUGAAGACUGAUAUUAAGUAGUCAGAAACACUGCACAUCGAUGUUAACCAAUGAGAAGAGCCGCUGAUUCAGUGGCUGGAAAAAGUUGGAUAAUAUCAGGACUUUUAUUGUGAAAGGGUUCAUUAAAUGUCACAGAGGUGUUCGCUGUACAUGAAAGAAACUGUAGAUAUUAUUAUUUAACUUUGUAAAAAUGUGAGAAAUCAGAGUUUCUUUUUUACAAUAAAAGUUUUUCUCUUAAA
Scatophagus argus is the source of this 5735-nucleotide messenger RNA. RefSeq names its product gon-4 like b (gene gon4lb). Gene Ontology annotation, cellular component: nucleus. Bases 240 to 5507 code for a protein of 1755 amino acids. NCBI's taxonomy places the organism in Eukaryota, Metazoa, Chordata, Actinopteri, Scatophagidae. The record is from RefSeq and is a predicted model, not a curated record. Gene Ontology annotation, molecular function: transcription coregulator activity. The transcript is spliced from 30 exons. Gene Ontology annotation, biological process: regulation of DNA-templated transcription.